Messenger RNA from Lycium barbarum (goji berry), 1017 nucleotides. RefSeq names its product GTP-binding protein YPTM2-like. The coding region runs from base 1 to 1017 and encodes 338 amino acids. The record is from RefSeq and is a predicted model, not a curated record. The transcript is spliced from 3 exons. NCBI's taxonomy places the organism in Eukaryota, Viridiplantae, Streptophyta, Magnoliopsida, Solanales, Solanaceae. Gene Ontology annotation, molecular function: GTPase activity; GTP binding.
AUGGAAUUCAAUUCUUUUCAUGACAUGGAGAGCCACUGUACACAAUCUAACAUAAAUGGAGGAUUUUUAAUUCAACAGGUACCACGGAACAACCACACUGAAGGAAUACCAACAAGCAGCGAAACACAGUGUAAUCAGGAUACAGGAAACAGAAAAAACAAAAAGGAAUACAGAUGCAUAGCAAAUAUGAUCAACAUCCAACUCAGGAAAGCCUCAAAGGGGAUUUUAAUUAAUAUAAGGUUGAUCGAUGUUCAAUUCGUGAGACGACAGAACAAUGGAGAUUACGAAACAAGCGAGAAUCAAACGCAGAGAAACAGAGAAGGUAAAUAUAGCAAAGAGAGAGGAAGGGACAUACCAGAUCGAAUAGGAGAAAGGCAACAACAAGCUCAGUUUUCAUACAGCAAUCUCAGCAUCACAAACGAGCUGGAAUCGAAACAACUUCAAGAUUUCAAGCUUUUGCUUAUUGGAGAUUCGGGUGUUGGCAAAUCGUGUCUCCUUCUGAGAUUUGCUGAUGAUUCAUAUCUUGCGAGUUACAUUAGUACCAUUGGUGUGGACUUUAAAAUCAGCACAGUUGAACAGAAUGGGAAAAUCAUUAAACUUCAAAUUUGGGAUACUGCUGGUCAAGAACGUUUUAGGACAAUUAUCAGAAGUUACUAUCGCGGUGCACACGGAAUAAUUGUGGUUUAUGAUGUAACCGACCAAGAGAGCUUCAACAAAGUCAAGCAAUGGUUGAGUGAAAUAGACCGAUAUGCAAAGGAUAAUGUGAACAAACUUCUUGUUGGAAAUAAGUGUGAUCUCACAGCACAGAAGGUAUUUUCCACAGAGACAGCUCAGGCUUUUGCUGAUGAGAUUGGCAUACCUUUCAUGGAAACAAGUGCAAAAAGUGCCACUAAUGUAGAACAGGCUUUCAUGGCUAUGGCUGCUUCAAUCAAGAACAGAGUGGCAAGCCAACCGGCAUCAAAUGAAAGGACGAAGCUCUGUUGCCUUGAUGAUUAUUUUGAUGUGGAGCUGUGGUGA